This is a messenger RNA of Trifolium pratense (red clover), 3347 nucleotides long. Its product is annotated as putative receptor-like protein kinase At4g00960. Gene Ontology annotation, biological process: protein phosphorylation. The transcript has 7 exons. Lineage: Eukaryota; Viridiplantae; Streptophyta; Magnoliopsida; Fabales; Fabaceae. The record is from RefSeq and is a predicted model, not a curated record. Gene Ontology annotation, molecular function: protein kinase activity; ATP binding. The coding region runs from base 1125 to 3104 and encodes 659 amino acids.
AAAGUUCGAAGAUAAGAUAAAUAAAAUUUGACAAAAAAUUGUUUAAACUAAGAUUUGACUUCGUAUACUUCUGAUUGAUUUAUCCUUAACCGAUCAAUGUUAAAACUCUCACGGUGUGUUUGGUUUGAGGGAAAAAAAGAGGGAAAAAAGAAAAACACGAAAUCAAUUAAUGAAUUUGGACUAAAUUUAGUCUAAGCUUGGUUUAUUGUGUUUUCUUGUUUCUGUCAUGUACAGACAGACUGCUUCAGAGGAAAAGUCUUGUAUUUGGUGAAUACAUUUCUCUGGUGGGGCUAAUACAUUUUCUUUUUUCUCAUUUUUAUGUUGAUGUACAUGUUUGUACGUGAUUGGAAUUUUCUUGAGUUUUUAUAGCUAUGGAGCAUUUUUCAUGGACAAAAUUCAGGUGCAAUAUUUUCUUAGAUAUUUUUUUUGUAUGGCUAUUAUUAACUUAGAAUACACUUUGAGAUAAUGGUAGUAUAUAUAUUUUAUAAUUACAUUUAGACUAUUAUUAUUCACACGCACACACACACACUUGCCGGGUUUUGAGCCCUGCAAUAUAACCUCGUCGUUUGAGCACACGAGAUUGAUACCAGCGGUUCCCUAAAACUCCCACAGAUAAUUUGUGGUAAUAUUAAAAGUGAAGAUUUUAGUAACUCCUGCAAUAUGAUGAUUUCCGAAGGUUAAAAAUCCUGCAAAAUGGCUCAAAAAUUCAAAACCCCUGCAAUACGACGCGUUAUUUAUAUUCACUUUUGUAUUUAGUACCAAAUAUUUAGAUGAAAAGUUACUAGUGAAUUAUCUUUUGAGGGUGUACAUUUGGACUAAUCAAUCCCUUUAAGCAAUUCAUGAACUUCCAAGGAUUUUCAUCUUGUACUUAUUUUUCCAUACAAUGCAUUUGGAACACAAUAAAACACGUAACAGAAAGCUACAACCUUCACUCUUGACCUUUCCCAAAAAUUGAAUAAUAAAAAGAGACUAAAACCUUCAUUUCAAACCACAAAUUUUAUUCAACAAAACGCUUCACCCACGGCAUAUUAAGUAGCCCUCAUAUCCAAAGCUUCAAUUCUCCAUUUGUUAACUAAUAACCACAUAUUACUUUUUAAUAUUCUGAAAAACAAAGCAAGAUCAGAAUGGCAAUUGUGAUUGUAUCUUGCAAGUUAUCAUUUUCUUUUUAUUAUUUUCUCCUUCUUCUCAUUAUUAUUGUAUCUCAAGCUAAAGCCCAGCAAAAUUUUUUGGACCACUUUUGUAUGAACGAAAAAGGUAACUACACAGCCAAUAGCACAUAUCAAAACAACCUUAACAUCCUUUUAUCCGAUCUCUCUACCAACACACAAAUCAACUACGGUUUCUACAAUUUCUCUAAUGGCCAAAAAACCAACAAAGUAUACGCCAUUGGACUCUGCAGAGGAGAUGUUAAACCCGAUAUUUGCCGCAGUUGUCUCAACGAUGCAAGAGUUCUUCUAACACGUCUAUGUCCAAAUCAAAAAGAAGCAAUUGGUUGGUAUGACAAUUGUAUGUUGCGCUACUCCAACCGAUCAAUAUUUGGCAUUAUGGAAGGUUCACCUUCGUUUUACAUUUUAAGCUUUAAAAAUGUAACACGGGCGGAUCAAUUUAAUCGAGUUCUUGGGAACUUGCUGAUUAAAUUGAAAGAAAAAGCUGCAUCAAGUAAUGACUCUCGUGUUAAGUAUGCCACGGGUAAUGAAACUGGCUUGAACUUUCAAACCAUAUAUGGUCUUGUGCAGUGUACACCUGAUUUGUCAUUUCAAGAUUGCAAUAGUUGCUUAGAUGCUGCUAUCUCAGAAAUUCCAAGUAAGGUUGGUGCUGGACUUGUUACACCAAGUUGUAAGAUUGAAUUUGAAACCUUUCUCUUCUACGAUCCUCCGCUUAUAGUAGACACAGAUGAAACCUCUCAACCACAAGAAAAAAGCAAAUCAUCUAAUACUACCACCAUUGCCAUAGUUGUGCCUACUGUUGUUGUAGUUCUUGUUCUGCUAACUUUGAUCAUUUGUAUAUGCUUAAGGAGAAACCGCCACAGUAUGGCAGGGUUAAAUAUCGAAGGUGAAGAGGAAAUGACGAUUGCCGAGUCAUUGCAAUUUAAUUUUGAUAUCAUACGAGUUGCUACAAAUGAUUUCUCUGAUUCUAAUAAACUUGGACAAGGUGGAUUUGGAAUUGUUUAUCAGGGUAAAUUGCCUAAUGGACAAGUAAUUGCUGUCAAAAGAUUGUCAACAAAUUCUAACCAAGGAGACACGGAAUUUAAAAAUGAAGUACUUUUAGUGGCGAAGCUUCAACAUCGAAAUUUAGUUAGGCUACUUGGUUUUUGUCUUGAAAGAAGAGAAAGGCUACUUGUUUAUGAAUUUGUUCCAAAUAAAAGUCUUGAUUACUUCAUAUUUGAUCUAACAAGGAAAACACAAUUGAAAUGGGAGAAGCGCUACAAUAUCAUAAAAGGUAUUGCCCGUGGUAUUCUUUAUCUUCAUGAGGAUUCUCGCUUGCGAAUUAUACACCGUGAUCUCAAAGCAAGCAAUAUUCUCUUAGACGACGAGAUGAAUCCUAAGAUAUCUGAUUUUGGAUUGGCAAGAUUGUUUGUUAUCGGUCAAACUGAAGGAAGCACAAAUAGAAUCGUUGGAACCUAUGGAUAUAUGGCACCUGAGUAUGCGAUGCAUGGGGAAUUUUCAGUAAAAUCAGAUGUCUUUAGUUUUGGAGUAUUAGUUCUUGAGAUUAUAAGCGGUCAUAAAAAUAGUGCAAACAUUUGUCAUGGGGAGGAUGUGGAGUAUCUAUUGACCUAUGCAUGGAGAAGCUGGAGAGAGGGGCAAGCUAUAAAUAUUAUAGAUCCAUCAUUAAGCAACUUUUCAGUAAAUGAAAUAAUGAGAUGCAUCCAUAUUGGUUUACUCUGUAUUCAAGAAAACGUAGUUGAGAGACCAACCAUGGCUUCUGUUGCACUCAUGCUUAAUAGUAAUUCUCUCGCUCUCUCAAUACCUUCGAAACCUGCGUAUUUUAUGGGAGGUGGAAUUGGUAGACUACCAGACAUGCAGCAACAAGUUGAUAAUGUAAGUGGAACAAGAUCGGAUGAAUCGGUGAACCAAAUUUCAAUUACUGAUAUAUACCCACGAUAAGUUUUGGUUAUAAGUUUUUUUUUAGAAAAAUGGUCGAUCAUAAGGGUGAAUGGGUGCAUUGUAAAAAGUAUUGUUAAGUCAUACCUUUUUGUACUUGGAAAUAUAAAGUGUAGCACAUUAGUUACUGAACCAAAUUAAAUGUUCAUCUACAAAUAUAUUUGAAGAAUACAACAAGGAACAUAUAUAAUUAUAAACUUGGCGGUUAGCACUUGAAUUAGCAUUAUUCGCUAAGGAAUGAGCUUC